GUUGACUUCAAACACAUUUGGGACAGUCCCUGUGUCACAGUUCCCCUUUCCAGCACUGCUGAACUUCUGUUGAUGCCACCAGGCCUCAGCCAGCACGGAGCCAUGCGAUGCUCCCUGAAACGCUCCCUCACAGCUCUACUCGCUGCCUCCUUCCUCCUGCUCCUCUUGCUCCUCCAUGGGGACAACCGGCAGGAACAGGAUCCCCUGGAGAUGGAGCUCAGGGGCCUGGCACUCAACACGAUCCUGCUGCAGCCGGAGGGAGCCCAGCGCAUCCUCAGGGACACAGCUGAGCUCUCUGCACUCCACAAUGUCUCCUACCAGCUCCUCGCUGGCUCCCCAGCUCCCCAAAAAAAAUUCCUGGCAGUGGGAAUGGCGUCCGUGCAGAGGCCACGUGGUUUCUACCUCCUGGCCACACUCCAGUCCCUCUUCAGCCAGUCCACGGAGGAGGAGCUGCAGGAGAUGGUGGUGGUGGUGCACUUGGCUGACACUGAUCCUGGCUGGAACGUGCGCGUUGCUGCCACCAUUGCCCAGAAGUUUGCCCGCCACAUCCUCCUGGGCCAGCUCCUGCUGAUCCAUGCUCCCCCUGAGUUCUACCCCACCCUGGAAGGCCUGAAGAGGAACUUCAAUGACGCAGAGGAGCGGGUGAAGUUCCGCUCAAAGCAGAAUGUGGACUACGCCUUCCUGCUUGCCUUUGCUGCCAACCUCUCCUCCUACUACCUGAUGAUCGAGGAUGAUGUGUGGAGCUCCAGGUCCUUCCUGACAGCCAUCCGCAAGGCAUUGGCAUCCCAGGAGGGCUCCAACUGGGCCACCCUCGAAUUCUCCAAGCUGGGCUACAUCGGAAAGCUCUACCGCUCCAGUGACCUUCCUCGCUUGGCUUGCUUCCUCUUCCUCUUCUACCAGGAAAUGCCCUGUGACUGGCUGCUGGUCCACUUCCGCCAACUGCUCACCCAGAAGGACGUGAUUCGCUUCAAGCCAUCCCUCUUCCAACACAUGGGCCUCUACUCCUCCUUCCAGGGCACUGUCAACCGGCUGAAGGACGAGGAUUUCCAGGUUGAUGCCUUGGAUAUCCCGGACAACCCACCGGCAUCCCUGUACACCAGCAUGUCCGUCUUCGAGAACUAUGAGCCCCUCAAAGCCUACAGCUCGGCACAGGGGUAUUUUUGGGGCAAAGACCCAGCAGCUGGCAGUACUUUUUCCAUUGUGUUCCAGCAGCCAGCUCAAGUCAGCCGUGUCCGGGUGCGCACGGGCUCUGUGGAGCGCCCGAACGAUUUCCUGCAUGCAGGGCUGCUGGAGCUGGGCCAGCACCGGGACCACAGCUGGGACUGCUCCUCCUACGUCCCUGUGGGCUCCUUCAAGAAGGGGACCCUGGAGCAGCGGGGCCUGGAGAGGGUCCUGCCCGGGCCCGUGGACUGCGUGAGGAUCCGGGUGACGCAGGACCAGAGCGAGUGGCUCAUCAUCCAGAGCAUUGAUAUCUGGACCACAGCAGGCAUUUGAGCACACCACCUGUUGGUGUCAAGCAGCUGGAUUUGGUUCUAAGAGCUCCUCAACACCAGCCCCUGAGUCCUUGCUCUUGGGAAUCACCCACAACUCCAGAAAAAAGUCCUCAGGAGAGGACCCACACAAAAGCAUAGAGCUCUGCUGGAAAUCCACUCUUGGAGUCUGCAAGGAGCCACAGUGCUGAACUGAACAGCAUCCCCAGGCUGACAAUGGAUGGAGAUCCAUCAUGGCACAGGAACAAGGCCUGUCCCAGAGGACUUAGUCCAGCAUACUGGAGUGAGAUAAACCUCACCUAACACCAGGCAUUUACCAUGAGCACCUGGAUCUACAUCUGAAUUACUGCUGCAGAGCAGGGUGCAAACCCAUGACUUUGGGAUAUAAUCUCCUUCUGCAGGACCUCCUUUUUCAGGAGAGGGAGGCAGUGGAUUGACUGUGAACACUGGAGCAGCUUCUCCUCACUUACAUUAGGGUAUGAAGGAAUUGGGCCAAAUAGUUUAUACUCACAACAAAGUACAAAUAUGGCAAUCCAACCCAGUGCUGCAACUGCAUGAAUUUUAUGCAGCAAGAAAUUUGUCCUCCCUCAAAACUGGUGUGUGACAAAGAGAGAAAGAGGGAGAGAGUGGCUCGCUCUUUGUUACCGGGCCCUAAUCAUUUUGCCCAUGGUUUGCACGCCAGUGUUCCACAAAAAGAUGGGGUUUGAAUGAAAUUGUGCUCUGGGGAGAAGCACAAGGAACAACAGCCUGCAUAUAACCCAGAGCCCAGCCUGAGAGCAGGAUCAAACAGCAUCUCAUAGGCCACUGUUCUAAGUGUCUGAAAGAUGUUUCAGCCAACACUUAAGCUCAUCCUCCCUGGAAGCUCAGCACCACAAAAUUCCACCUGGGACACUGCACAAACAGGAUCUGUCUGACUUUUUGUUCCCUCUCGAUAGAUGAACCAAAUUCAGGCCAGUUGCUGAGGCCCCUCUGCCUCUGAGGGCAGGGCUUGCCUUGGGCUCAUUACACAGAGCUUUGAAUAUUCCCUGUGCUUCUGCAUGACCUGCAGAGUCUAAAUGUUCACCUGUGUAAGUGCCCCCAAAGCAGCAGUGCUGGUACUUCACUGGAUCAGAGGAAACAAGCAGGAGGUCACUGUUUCCCUAUCCCCCAUUCUCCUGCCCCUUUGUGUGCACC
Catharus ustulatus (Swainson's thrush) is the source of this 2663-nucleotide messenger RNA. Its product is annotated as alpha-1,6-mannosyl-glycoprotein 4-beta-N-acetylglucosaminyltransferase-like. The coding region runs from base 73 to 1494 and encodes 473 amino acids. Gene Ontology annotation, biological process: protein N-linked glycosylation. The record is from RefSeq and is a predicted model, not a curated record. Gene Ontology annotation, molecular function: acetylglucosaminyltransferase activity. NCBI's taxonomy places the organism in Eukaryota, Metazoa, Chordata, Aves, Passeriformes, Turdidae. The transcript has 5 exons.